ACUGACGUGGGACGGCUACAGAAAUAUUACGGACUCAAUGUCGAUUAGUAGUUGGUUUCGUGCUUCCACGAAAGUCUUUGAAAACUACACCGAGAGCGAGGGAGUUUGGAACUUUGGAUGAGAAAAUCUGGACCGGUGGGCAAUACAUAUUGCUUUGGUUUAUUGGUUAUCAAUAGAAGAUACUGCUCUCUCUCUCUCUCUCUCUCUCUCUCUCUCUCUCUAGGCUAUAACAAACGAUUAAAGGGGAGAAUCAACUCGCAAAAACCCGUCAAUCUGAUCGGAAAUAUCAGAGCAGACGACCCAAAUUAGCAAGGGGGUAGUUUCUUUUAGUCAUAGCAGACCCCAGAUAUUUCUUGGUGUGAUUCUCCUGUUUUUGUGGAUGUUCGUUACUUUGACGUUGAGGAAACUACAUCUAGUAGGCAAUGCCCUCCAAUGAUUAUGGAACAAUUGACCUGUUAUAAGUAGAAAAUGGAUUAUAAGUUACAAACUGUCGACAUGAAAUCUCAACUUGAAAUGGGAUCUCUUGAUAGUAAAUCAAUUCAUGAGUUCAACGAGAAGAGUCCUUUUAGCCCAGAAAUAGAUUCUCAGAAGUUGCAUCCUAUGCAUGCUGCUAAGAGUGAAUCGUGUGCUGUGGGUUCGCAAGCGGAUAGGAAUUUAAUGUCAAGGACUCUUGUGUAUAAAAGCAUAAAGACUGUUGUUUUCUCUAGUAAGCUCAACUUGCUCAUACCUUUUGGGCCAUUAGCAAUUCUUGUUGAGAAACUGACUGGCCAUCAUGGUUGGGUCUUCUUUCUGAGCUUGUUGGGUAUAACACCUUUGGCUGAGCGUUUGGGUUAUGCUACAGAGCAGCUAGCUUUCUACACUGGACCUACAGUUGGUGGCCUUCUGAAUGCUACUUUUGGCAAUGCAACGGAACUUAUUAUAUCAAUCUAUGCACUUAGAAGUGGACUAAUACGCGUUGUUCAGCUGUCAUUAUUGGGCUCAAUUCUGUCAAACAUGUUGCUGGUGCUUGGAUGUGCUUUCUUUUGUGGUGGGCUUGUUUUUCAUAAGAAGGAGCAGCUUUUUAAUAAGGCAACUGCUGUUGUAAGCUCUGGAUUGCUGUUGAUGGCAGUCAUGUGCCUGAUUUUUCCAGCUGUUCUUCAUUAUACGCACACUGAGGUUCAUUUUGGAAAGUCAGAGUUGGCUCUUUCAAGAUUUAGCAGUUGCAUUAUGCUUGUGGCAUAUGCUGCAUACCUCUUUUUCCAGCUAAAGAGUCAAGAGAAUCUAUGGGAAGAGAAUCAGCAUGAAGAGGGCUCAGACAAUGAUGAUGGUCCAGAGAUAUCUAAAUGGGAAUCAGUAAUCUGGCUUUGUAUUAUGACUUCUUGGAUCUCAAUCCUCUCUGAACAUGCAGUUCAUGCAAUAGAGGGAGCAUCUAUUGCAUGGAAUAUUUCAAUUUCAUUUAUUAGUGUUAUUGUUCUCCCGAUCGUGGGGAAUGCUGCAGAGCAUGCAAGCGCUAUUAUGUUUGCCAUGAAAGACAAGCUUGACAUUUCCUUAGGAGUGGCAAUAGGAUCAUCAACACAAAUAUCCAUGUUUGGGAUUCCUUUUUGUGUAGUGAUCGGUUGGAUUAUGGGGCAACCAAUGGACUUAAACUUUCAACUUUUCGAGACAGCAACACUUUUUAUAACCGUCUUAGUAGUUGCCUUCAUGCUGCAGGAAGGAACUUCCAAUUACUUUAAAGGACUAAUGCUUAUUCUUUGCUAUCUGAUAGUCGCUGCAAGUUUUUUUGUACAUGUAGAUCCUUCUUCAGUGGAUGCUGAUAAGGAAUUAAAAACUUAGUCAAGGAAGGCGCCGAUUCUUGAGCUACCGCGUGGCUGUCAAUUGUCAAAUGUUUGCUUAGAUUAGAAGAAAGAAUUGUAUCAUAGAAAUAUCAAGAUUAUUUUUUCCUCAUAAAUAAGCACCUUCAAGUUUAGUUGCGAAGGGGCGUGCAUCCAAUAAGAUUAAAUGGUUAUGGCUUACAUCUUAGUUGAAGGCAUUAAUUUGUAAUCAUGAUUCAUGAAGGGGAAUUUUGGAACACAUAAGAACCAUCCGGGCUGUGGAUAGGGUGCUGGUUUUGGAAUGCCAAGAAGUGACACUAUCUGUAUUGGUAUUGGUAUUGGUAUUGUAUUGUUGUAAAAUUUUAGUUUUCAAGGAAGAGGUUGAUCUGGGA
Molecule: messenger RNA, 2182 nt
Organism: Juglans microcarpa x Juglans regia
Lineage: Eukaryota; Viridiplantae; Streptophyta; Magnoliopsida; Fagales; Juglandaceae
Product: vacuolar cation/proton exchanger 5-like
Exons: 15
Coding region: 469-1812 (447 amino acids)
Biological process (GO): calcium ion transmembrane transport; intracellular calcium ion homeostasis
Cellular component (GO): plant-type vacuole membrane
Molecular function (GO): calcium:proton antiporter activity
Source: RefSeq, a predicted model, not a curated record